GCGUGUGGAUCAUGCCCUCAGUGUGCUGCUGACUGAUAUCAGAGCCACACCAUAUGCUUUCACCUGAUCCGUGCGGAUAUUAACAAACAUUCACCUGGAUUUCAUCACCUGGAGAAAGAAUGCGGCGCGCUUUAAUAGACCAGGGAAACUAUUACAGUUAGGAUCUGGAUCUGUGUCUUUGUAUCCCGAUGUCUUCAUCUGAGCCGCUGCUGCUGCUGGGUUUCUCUCUCGUUACAGAGGCGGCGCGCGGCAGCAUCACGGUAUCGCGCGUCGCGUUGCGCACGGCGAGCUGAGCUGCGCGGCGCGUCAGUUGGACACUCCGGACACUUCUGCGCGCGCUUCAUUGUGAUCUAGCGGAUAAUAUGUUGUGAUUGGACUUAUUUUGAGGAUAACGCACGGAUUUUUAUCCUUUGGAUGUUUCUUGAUUUACUGAGGCUUUUAUGAAGCUCUGGUCUGUAUGGACCCCAUUUAAGCUUCCCUCAAAGGAACUGAGUCUAAAAUGAAGUUAUGGGACAUUCUAGCCACGUGUUUGUUGCUCCUGUGCUCGGUUUCCGCACGUCCCGUCUUCCACAAGCUGCAGUCAUCCAAAAGAGCUGUCAUCCGCAGUGAGACGCCCGCUCUGGACCCCAUCAUUGACUCCCAAUCUGAAACCACGCACCAAAAACAAGCCUCCAUGGAGGAACAAUAUGACGCGAACAGCCUUUACCCCGAGCAGUUCGAGGACGUGAUGGACUUCAUCGAAGCCACGAUCGGCCGACUGCGCAGAUCCUCCGACAUGGACUCAGGAACCAAGCAGGGCAGGGGCCAGAGGAAAGGAGCGACAAACAUCGAGAGGAGCAGACGGGGGCGAGGAGAACGAAAGAAGGGUCGAGGACGAGGCCGAGACGACAAGGUCAAAGGUCAAGGGCGUGGGUGCCUGCUGAAAGAGAUCCACCUCAACGUCACAGACCUGGGCUUGGGUUACAGGACCAAAGAGGAGCUGAUCUUCCGCUACUGCAGCGGCCCGUGUUUGGACGCCGAGACCAACUACGACAAGAUCCUCAACAACCUCACCCACAACAAGAAGCUGGACAAGGAGACGCCGUCUCGGACUUGCUGUCGACCGGUCGCGUUCGACGACGAUAUCUCGUUCUUGGACGACAGCUUGGAAUACCAUACUCUGAAGAAGCAUUCGGCUAAAAAGUGCGCUUGUGUUUGACGGACGAAAUCCAGAACGAAACGCUUCAGACUGGGCCGCGGGACUCUCUGAAAGAGAUACAGUCAGUAUUCAGUUUGUUACCAAACCACAUCCGUUUAUCCAGCAACAAACAUGGUGGAAUAAGGAGCGUGACGCACCUGCAGUGGAUUAUCACGUUUACACAGCGACAGACUCCACAUCUUAAAAUAUCCAGAAAGCUAUCUAUCUAUCUAUAUAUAGUAUAUAUGAAAAUGUAUUUAUUGAGAUUUAAUUAAGUUAUUGUUAUUUAUUGCAAUCCAUUGUAUUAGAGUGUUUGUUUCUCUUAUUUAUUUAAAGAGGGUUUUUUUGUUCUCUAUCUUGGAUGGUGCCAGAUUUGAGUUUUUAAAGCAGCCGUUCCAUUGGCUUGGCUUCCAUUCAAUGAAGGCGGAUGGAGAUGUAUACGGUUUAAUUUAGCUCAUUGAAAAUAGUGAAUAUAACCUAUGCACUAUAUUUAAAGUCUUCUGAAGUCAUAUGAUUAAUCUGCUCGAGGAACAGACCUAAAUAUAAAAAUCUAAGUGUCAAAAACACUGAAUAAGAAAUGGUGCAUUUAGACUCAUCAUUGCAUCCAAACCUCACUGAUUUGAUGCACAAGCAUGAAAAAUGCAUGGGAUUUGGAAGCUACUGUUCAUUUGUUGAUGAUGUUAAAGAUAAAUUUGUGUUUGUUCCUCACAGAAAGCAUCACAUGAUUCGAGAAGACAUGAAAAAUAAUGCAAAAGGGCAUGAGCUUGAGUAAAUCGGAGAGAAUCUUUAGACGAGCGAAAGGAAAGCAGAUAAACACGACCCAUCCGUGACGUUCGGAAAAGACGCCACCAGACCAUUGUUUCUUACAAGAAAAAAACAGACAAUGACCGGGCAGAGGACCAAGUAUUAUUGUAGAAAAUAAAAAGCUGAUGUUGUCUUGCAAAAAAGCUAAAGUUUUGAUUAUUUGCUGUCAUUAAAAUAGGCAGUGUGCUCAAACCGGACCUCAGAUGGCUCGUCUCCAAUUAUCUCUUUAAAAUACGGUCUGGCCUGACGUGUUUACAUCUCACUGUAAUGAAAUCAGUGCCAGAGACCGCCUGUGCCGAGCCGAGCUCCACAAAUGGACUGUUUGAUCAGAGCAAAUAAUGUUACAUGUGACCUGUGUAAACCAGGAGCGACCGCUGAGGUCAAACCCGCUGUUUAGCCAUUAAUCUGGACAGAAAACACCGUGGACCACCGACCUUUAAGACCAAUUAUGUCAGAUCAGCUUUGUCUGCUCUAACCGACUUGAAAUAAACUUCUCAACAGGAUCAGUUCUCUCAAUUCUAGAGCAGUCUGGGGCUUCGACUGUAAACAAGCCUGAAUUAAGACAAAACCCCGGCUUUCUUGUGCGUUAAGCCCAAAGUACACUUCAGGUGCGUCCCAAAUCACGUGCUUGUGCACUAUUCUAUUCUAUGACGUUUUGCAGUAUAACUAGUGUGUUACUACAAACAUAAAAAGUGCACUUUAAACACUCUGGAUGAUGCACUUCAAUAGAAAUUGUUAUGGGUUUAAUUAGGCAGCGAAGGGGGAGGAGCUAUCAGACUCUGAUUAUGAAUGACAAAAUAACCAUAGCUACAUAAUUCAUACUGUUAAUGGUUGAAUACAUAGUGCAUAAGAACAUAGUGUAUUAGUGCACCAUUUGGGACUAUAGCAUCACUUCUGAAGAGUAAUUAUCUGGUGAAGCAGAUUUAGUCGCUGAAAAGGGGCGGAGCUACAUAAAGCUACAUUGGAUAGUGCGUGCGACUCAUGUGCUCUAUAACGUUAAUUUUAGUCCAGUGUCUGCGCUAUUUUUCUAUGGAAGUUAUGACUGAUAAAUAUAUGUUUAGCCUAUAAAAUAAUAUUGUGGUGUUAUAGAAAUAUAGUGGUUCGCGUACUAUUCUGAUGACGAAAUUUGCGUCUCGCGCACUCUACGCACGAAAUCCACCGAAGUAUACUUUGGGUUUUACUGUUGCAUUAUGAUGGAAAAAGUCCAACCGUUUCAAGAAGUAUCUCUGUAAAGCACGAGGUGCCUCUUUUAUCAGGAUAUAUUUCAUCAGCCGCUCCACUUUAAUCAUGAUAAACACACUUUGCCGCCAAAACACGCAUUCGCUGCGAUCCUCUGUCCUGACGUAUGACGCUUUGCUCGACGCACACGUCCUGAGUGUGUAACUCACGCUCGUGGAUUCCUCGAAAGAGAACAUUCAAGAUAAGAGUUCAAAUGUCUGCUGAAACUCAUUUUCCGUCCUGCAUUGUUCGUCGAUCCUGAGACGUUUUGUUUUGUUUUGUUUUGUUUGUGUUACUGAACCAAAGCUCUCUACAGACUUUAUUUUUGUACAAUAUUUCAUUUUAUACCUUUUUACAAAAUAAAUCUCAU
This is a messenger RNA of Carassius gibelio (silver crucian carp), 3569 nucleotides long. RefSeq names its product glial cell line-derived neurotrophic factor-like. Gene Ontology annotation, biological process: peripheral nervous system development; positive regulation of branching involved in ureteric bud morphogenesis; negative regulation of neuron apoptotic process. Gene Ontology annotation, molecular function: growth factor activity; receptor tyrosine kinase binding; glial cell-derived neurotrophic factor receptor binding. NCBI's taxonomy places the organism in Eukaryota, Metazoa, Chordata, Actinopteri, Cypriniformes, Cyprinidae. The transcript has 3 exons. The record is from RefSeq and is a predicted model, not a curated record. The coding region runs from base 500 to 1198 and encodes 232 amino acids.